Messenger RNA from Camponotus floridanus (Florida carpenter ant), 590 nucleotides. RefSeq lists its product as uncharacterized. The coding region runs from base 81 to 590 and encodes 169 amino acids. The record is from RefSeq and is a predicted model, not a curated record. NCBI's taxonomy places the organism in Eukaryota, Metazoa, Arthropoda, Insecta, Hymenoptera, Formicidae. Gene Ontology annotation, molecular function: zinc ion binding. The transcript is spliced from 4 exons.
AUUACAGUGACAACGUGGAGAGUUAAAUUCAUAAGACGUAUCAAUCCGCUAUUAUAACAAAGGCAUACAUAUUUCUCCACAUGGAAGACAAAGAGAUCGCAAGUUCGUCAUAUUGUUGUUGGCGUUGUAAACUAGAUGAGGAUAACAGGGAAGAACUCGUAUGCCUAUGUAGGUGUGCAGAUAAAUUGAUACAUGUUUAUUGUCUAACGAAGUUAGUAAUUGCUGCAAACAUAUUUUAUUGCCCAUAUUGUAAUGCUCGCUAUCCAUUAGAAAGACGGCCCAAAUCAUUAUUAAAGAUGCUUCUAAAAGUUAGUUACGAUAUUUUUUUGAUACUACUUAUGAUAUUUGUAAACUACAUAAUUGGACGAAUAGUUUCUGUAGCGCUAUUAUAUGUCCUGUCUCCCUUUAUCACAAAAAUCAUUAACCAAUGCAUAUUUCUUUGGGAUAGUUAUAUGAUGGCGCCUACAAUAUAUGAGAUUAUUAAAGGAAUAUAUGAACUUUAUCAUCAAUGGUACAAAAGCACUUAUGAAUGGAAAUUGAUAAGACCAUCUACUGUUAAAAAUAUUGAAGAGUACAAUAUUGAAGAAUGA